This is a messenger RNA of Oncorhynchus nerka (sockeye salmon), 3980 nucleotides long. Its product is annotated as beta-1,3-galactosyl-O-glycosyl-glycoprotein beta-1,6-N-acetylglucosaminyltransferase 7-like. The record is from RefSeq and is a predicted model, not a curated record. The coding region runs from base 1369 to 2946 and encodes 525 amino acids. The transcript is spliced from 5 exons. Gene Ontology annotation, cellular component: membrane. Gene Ontology annotation, molecular function: acetylglucosaminyltransferase activity. NCBI's taxonomy places the organism in Eukaryota, Metazoa, Chordata, Actinopteri, Salmoniformes, Salmonidae.
CGCUAGCUUGAUAUGCAGCUAGCUAGCAGCUAGGCUAGCUGCGAUGCCAAAUAGCUUCUCAGACCCCUCCUUGGUCAGCAGGAUCACUGGAAAGAGAUAAGUAAUCCCAGAAACUGAUGCCAACUGCUUUCCAACUUUCCAAUACACUUUCCAAACAAAAACCGAGCUCUUCCUCAUUUAACAGAAAGUGAUAAGAGGGGAGGCCAUUAUAUCCAUAAUUUGGCAGGCUAAAAGCAAAAUUGUGGAAUAAUGGAGGGACAAAUGACUAUUCUACUCAAAUCAACAGCUUCUGUUGUGUUCUUCCCCCCUUCUUUAAUAAAAACAGACCUGUGCAUUACUAGUGAAUGUUUAUUUUCAUUAAUGAGUGACAAACGCUCACGUGCACACUCAUGUUCAUAUACACACACUCAUAACGUCACACUCGGCCACACAAAGACAAAAGCCCACCAGCAGGGGGGACCUAUUGUGUCCUGGUGUCAGCUCAAUGUGACCUCUGGCCAUGUGGCCCCUGUUAACACAACAAGAACUAAUCUCAGUCGCUGACCAGGCAGCAAACAAAACACUGGCUGAGGCUGUCGCUGCCUCCGGCGGCACUCUACUCUGCACAGCACUAAACCAGCCACAGCAGCAGAACCAUCUGAGAACUCUCCCAGGAGAGAGGGAGCGAGAGAGGCAGAGAGAGAGGAGUCGAGGAUAAGAUCCAUAAUCCAUGCUGCGACUGCAGCAAAUCUGACAUUGGAAGGAAGAUUGGGGUUGCUUAGCCUUUGUGUUAAAUCUAAAAUUGGGAAAGGAGAGAGAGAGAAAUAACGAUACGGGGUGAGAGAUGAAGAGAGAAAAAAAAUUAAGCGAGGCAGUUGAAGAUCAUUUUAAAGGUGGUAGGAGACUGUCGGGAAAGGUUGCCAGUGCUUGUAUAUGGGUGUGUGUGUGCGCCAAAUGAGAGAGAAUCCGCCCUUACCAGGCAGGGCCGGCCCUCAUCUCAGGUGGGAUGCAGUGGGAGCGCCUCAGCCACAGACGUGAGAGCGAGAAAUGACACACGCAGGCACACACACACGCUCAAAACAGAGACGGAUGUGGAGCACAACGACCUUGCGAGCCACCCGCCGCCCUGAGACAACCACAACAAAAGCAACGCACAGCAAACUGCAGCAGCAUCAGCUCCACCAGCCCAUCCCUUGACAACCCAUGGCUCCAGCUCCCAGCGUGUGCCUGGCUUGACUCCCUGUUAGUUCCGGCUCGCCAUUUUUUGUUAAGGCGCUUAAUGUUUAACCUAUUCUUCAGCAAAAGGACCCUGGGUUCAACUGCAAUUAAGCCUAACCCUGGUCUUUUGCUGCCGGUGAUUGUGUGGUGUCCGUCCAGUGCUGGACUAUUAUGCUCCAGCUGGAAGGCGCAAAGUGCAGUUUCCUGUUCUGCCUGGGAAUAUGCAUGCUCAUCUGCUCAGUCAUCUACCUGAGGGCCAUGGCUGGCACAGAUCCCCAGGGUCAGAGUGGGCCCCUGGGCUGCAGGCCAUUCUCUAAGUACUGCCAAGCUUUCCUCCCCAGCACCAAGGGCUCAACAGCAUGGCAACGCCAUGACUGCCAGGUGGAGAGCUAUCUUCUGAGUAUGGGAAGUCGAGGUGGGGACCAGGACUGCUCCCGUCUGGUGAGGGAGCUUCACUUCAUCACCAGCCCGCUGAGCCGGGAGGAGGAAGACUACCCUCUGGCCUUCAUCCUCACUGUCCACAAGGAGCUGGAGCUGUUGGUGCGCCUGCUUCGGGCCAUCUACAUGCCGCAGAAUGUCUACUGUAUCCACGUGGACGCCAAGGCUCCGCGGGAGUACAGGGAAGCCGUGGAGAGCCUUGUGGGCUGCUUUCCCAAUGUGUUCCUGGCCAGCCACAGCGAGAUGGUGACCUAUGCCGGCUUCUCACGGCUGCAGGCCGACAUCAACUGCAUGAGGGACCUGGCGGCAUCGCCUGUGCCCUGGAGGAAGGUGCUCAACCUGUGUGGCCAGGACUUCCCUGUAAAGAGCAACCUGGAGCUGGUGCGCUACAUGCAGAGCAAGGAGUGGAGAGACAGGAACAUGACCCCGGGCAUCAAGCAGCCUGCGGCUAUGAGUCACCGGACUCAGCUGCAGUACAGGGAAGUCAGGGGCUCCCACGUGGCCCCCAAGCACGGAGGCCCAAAGAAAGGUGCUCCGCCCCACAGGCUUCAGAUGUACUUUGGUACAGCCUACUACGCACUAACCAGGACCUUUGUGGAGUUUGUACUGAGGAGUCACGUGUCCAGAGACCUGCUAGAGUGGUCCAAGGACGCAUUCAGCCCAGAUGAGCACUACUGGGUGACGCUCAAUCACAUUAAAGAAGCGCCAGGAAGUCAUGUAGGAGGCGGCUGGGGUGGCGAGAUCCGGACAAUCAAAUGGAGGGACCAAGAGGGGACAGUACACAAUGGAUGCAAAGGCCGCUAUGUUAGGGACAUCUGCAUCUAUGGUCUGGAGGAUUUGCAGUGGAUCAUCGACAGAAACAGCAUGUUUGCCAACAAGUUUGAGAGCAAGGCCUUCCCAGAAGCGUUGGAUUGCCUGGAGCAGUGGCACAGAGACAAGGUCCUGCAGCAAGCCAUGGUUCCCAUCCAGUCAUGGUGGCAACUUGCCACGCAAGGCAAUGCCACCUCUCUUUUCAAUGCCACGGAAACUGUUUGCGAGGUGAGCAGGGAAGACUUGUUAUUGACAUAUCUCAGUUGUCCGGAAACACUUUGUGGUAAAUUUAGGCUCUGUGUAUCACUAAGAGGCACAGUGGCUGAUGCAACCAUAAUCACUAAAGAAUUCACAAGUCUCCCCCCACAUCAAACAAGGACCUUUACUGACCUGUGGUGCACUUUGAAAGAACCACAUGGGCCACUGUACCAAAGACAUUUGUCAACCUUUACAGAAAAAAACAGACAGCUCUGUGGACAUGGUUGCUUAGAUGUGUUGUAACAACUGGCCACUGUACCUAAGAAACUCGGCAAACCUUUACAAGGGAGAGCAAUACAGAGCUCUCUGGACAUGGCUGCUUAGAUGUGGGAACUUGAAUAUUGCCAGUUCAACAACAACUCACUCACACACUCGAUUACAUGUUAAGAAUAAUCCAUUUAAAAGUAAACUAUUAUAUUGUGUGAUUGCCUAUUGCAAAUAAAGUGGCACUCAUUUUAUGACAGCUUUACAUAUGUUUGUCUGUGAUUGUUAUGUUGUAAAUGUGAACAUUAAGUUAAUGCAUCCACUUCAGAUAACUGACGUUUUUUCUUGUACUGUACCCAAUGAUUUAUGAAAACUUGCUUGACGGGUCAAUGUCCUCAUUGUGGUUUCACAGUCUUGUUUAAUAUAUUAUGUACACACUAUUAGAAUAGUUAUGAAAUACACCUUGUUAUAUUUGGUAACAUAUGCUUGUUUUCCUUAUACUCCAAUCUCAAAAAAUGUAAAACACUGACAAAAGCUCUGACGAAGGCCUUGAGGCUGAUAUGUAAAGCUUAACAAAGAACAGUAAACAGGUGUGUUUGUUAAAAGGUAUAAAUGUUGCGUGUGCUUAUCAUGACCCGUUAACAUUGUUUCCUAUUUGUUUUGCAACUACUACAAAAAUAUGUUAAUAAUUAUUUAAAGUUACAUAAAAAAAAAAUGUCCCACUGUUUUGAUAAUUUCAACUACUGCUAAAUGAUACCCUCUGAGCUUAGUACUGGCAAAGUACAACUGUAUAAUAAGCCAAAUAGGCCUAAACAUUUGCACUGACAUGAAACAUUGUUACAUUGUGUAUGUUGUCAAUUUAAGAGAAUAGGGUACAAUAAAUGUGAAUAAAUGUGAACUGCCACUGACAUCAAACCAUAUUUCAAUUGAUUUCAAGAAAUGUAACAUAUUAAGGGCUUGAAAGUGGAAAUCAUACAGCAUGCACUUUAACGUUUGUUCACUGUAAAGGACGUUUAGCUAUUCACUGAAAUUCCCAAAUGCUUUGAAUACAUUAAACAUUUGUUAUAAAUUCA